This is a messenger RNA of Coccinella septempunctata (seven-spotted ladybird), 852 nucleotides long. RefSeq lists its product as uncharacterized. The record is from RefSeq and is a predicted model, not a curated record. The transcript has 2 exons. The coding region runs from base 1 to 852 and encodes 283 amino acids. Lineage: Eukaryota; Metazoa; Arthropoda; Insecta; Coleoptera; Coccinellidae.
AUGCCGUCGAUAGACAAAUUUAAGGCCUCUAACGCCGAGUCGAUGGUCAAGCGCGAGAAUGCAUUCGCCGCAGCUUCCACCCUGCUCAAUUUAGCUAAGGGUUUGACCACUGACGUCCAGGUAGCUAACAUGUGCCUGACUGAAUUGACCAGGGUGGAAAAAUUAUUCAGGGAAGCUGAUGACUUGAUAGUCAGACUCAACUCUUAUCGCAUAACUGCCUCUUCGCCUGUUGCCGCGCCUUCCUCAUCGUCGGUUGAGCUUCCGAUUCCUCGGGUUGAGUUGCCCUGCUUUUCCGGUAAAAUCGAGGUAUGGCCCGGAUUUAUUGCUCUCUUCGACGCUCUAGUGCACCAAAAUACCUCUCUGGCGCCCGUUCAGAAAUUCCAUCUGCUGUCGUCGGCUGCCGGUGCGGCCGCAUCCGUGAUCUCCGGAUUCGAGAUGAAUUCGGCCAACUAUCCUCUGGCUUAUCAGGCCCUUCACUCCCGCUACCAGAAUCCCCGGCGUCUGGCAGAUUUUAACGUGAACCAGAAUUUAGAGUCUCGGCCGGCAUCUCUGUCUUCUUUGCCACAAUUAAAGCGGUUCAUGACAACCCAUCAGAACGCCAUAAUUGCCAUCAAGGCGCUGCCAAUAUCAGAUCUGGCAGACUAUCUUCUGUUAUCCAUGUCAUUACGUAACCUCGAUGAAGCAUCUCGCCAGUUGUUCGAGGGGCAGUUAUCCUCUGAUGAUUUUCCCACUCUCGUUCAACUGAUAGAAUUCAUCAAUCGACAUUUGCGAGUGUUGGAAAGUUCUACUCUCACCUCGGCCCGAUCGUCUGCGCCCAGGAGAUCGUCAAGACCCCAAUCCCCAGCGGCCUAA